UGUCCUCCUGCCUUGGAGAAGGGAAGGAGAUCUGAAGACAUCUCUGUGACCAGGCCAGAAAACUGCCACCUGUCCAGCACCCUCCACCGACUUGGACCACAGACUCGUCACUUGUUAGAGCCCAGGUUCCCUAAUUUGGGGGUGCAACAAAAUUAUCUGCAGACUCAUUUAUAAAAGAAACAAGCAAACAAAAAAAACCCAGAUUUCUGGACCCAAGCCUGUUUCAUAAAGGUUUGGGGAGGACUGCUAUUUCCAGCAAGCUACAGGCUGUCUACAUCUCAGGAGUGGGUCACAGGACUGCUCUUGGAACUGGGGGAACCUGCAUCGACCUGUUUCACCAACCAGCCUAUUUUGAAAAGUUGAAAGUUGCUCAAGGUUGAUUCAAGGGCGGGAGCAGCUCCAGAGGCCGUAGCAGCAGCGCCGGGUCCCCGCGGAGGUGCUUCCAGAGGUGUUUUCCUGAAGCAGUGGAGGUUCUCACCGCAGGGUCAGGACUGAUCAGGUUCGUGUUCUCAACAUAGCGUGGGGACCAGUUCAGUUCCUGUUAGUCCUCUGAGAUCUUUCUCACCCCCUCAGCUUCAGGAACAUGGCUGAAGCUAGUGAGACCGCAACUUUGAAAUCUGUUCCUUUGGAGAGGAAUAAGACAGAAAAGGAAGAGCUCCGUAAACUCUUUGUCGGUGGCUUGAGUUCUGAAACCACAGAAGAAAGUCUGUGGAACUACUACCAGCAAUGGGGCUAUCUUACAGACUGUGUGUUAAUAAGGGACCCUGCAAACCACCAAUCAAGAAGAUUUGGUUUCGUCACGUUUUCAUCCAUGGCUGAGGUGGAUGCUGCCAUGGCUGCCAGACCUCACUCCAUUGAUGGGAAAACAGUUAUACCCAAACGUGCUGUCCCAAGAGAGGACCAUGGAAAGCCGGGGGCUCUUGUCACUGUGACGAAGCUGUUUGUUGGUGGAAUUACAGAAGCUACCGAGGAACGUCAUCUUAGAGAGUACUUUGAGAAAUAUGGAAAAAUCGAUGCCAUUGAGAUAAUUACUGAUGGGCAGUCUGGCAGGAAAAGAGGCUUUGGAUUUGUUACUUUUGAUGACCAUGAUCCCGUGGAUAAGAUUGUGUUGCAGAAAAUUCAUACCAUCAAUGGUCAUCACGCGGAAGUAAGAAAGGCUUUGUCUAGACAAGAAAGGCAAGAAGGCCAAUGUCCUGGAAGUGGGAGAGGAAGAAACGCUGGUUUUGUAUAUUUUCAUGGUGGUGGUGGAAAUUUUGGAGCAGGACGAGGAAGGAGCUUUAGAGGAGGACCUGAUGGAUACGGAAGAGGACAUACGUUUGGGGAUGGCUAUCACGGGCAUGGAAGACCUGGAGGGGGCCAUUCGGGGGUUAGCCCUGCUUAUGGAGGGGGACAAGGAGGACAUGGUGGUGGAGGAUCUAGAUGUGACAACCAGGAUGGGGGCACCAGAGCUGGUUAUGACAACUAUGGAGGAAGGAAUUAUGGAAGUCGAAAUUACAAUGAUUUGGGAAAUUAUAAGCAGAAACCUUCUAAGUACGAUUUACUGAAGAGUGGAAAACUUAGUGGUAUCAGGAACAUGGGAAGAUCAUAUGGUGGAGGAAGCUAUGGUCCAGGAGGUAGUGGAGGAAGUGAGGGUUAUGGAGAGAUAAGACGAUACUGAGCUUCUUAUUUGCUAUGGGCUUGACUGUAUAAAUAGGAGAGAAUUAGAGCCCAGAGGGAACAGAAGAGCUUUAGGUUAUGGAAAUAAAAAUGUUAAGGAAACUCUUAUCUCAGUCAUGCAUAAACAUUCAGAGAUGUGGCGGAAGACACUAGAGCAGGUACAGAGAGCCAUUCGUGAGUGGACUCGACGAUGUAAGAACAUUACCUUCCUGUGGAGGAAAGACAAUAAAAAAUGCUUUUGAGACCAUUUCUUAGCUUUUGAAUUGUUGCGCCUUUCCAGCGGUCUCUGUAAGAGUGUGGAAGCAUCCUUUCUUUGAGAAUGUCAAAUUUCAAAGUUUUGGGUGACAUGUGAAACCUUUUUCAAGAUUCUUCUCAAAGUUUUGAAAAACUAUGAGCCAGAAUCAUGGUGUAAUAAGACGGAACAUCAUUCUUCUAAAAAAAAUUUAUUUCGUGUGUAGAGUUAAACUGUUGUACA
Messenger RNA from Hippopotamus amphibius kiboko, 2131 nucleotides. RefSeq names its product heterogeneous nuclear ribonucleoproteins A2/B1-like. NCBI's taxonomy places the organism in Eukaryota, Metazoa, Chordata, Mammalia, Artiodactyla, Hippopotamidae. Bases 584 to 1657 code for a protein of 357 amino acids. The record is from RefSeq and is a predicted model, not a curated record. The transcript has 2 exons. Gene Ontology annotation, molecular function: RNA binding.